AUGCCCAUCCAACUCAAGGUGUCGGGCGACCCUCGCCGCCCCGCCGAGAUACGAAAGUACCAGCGGCCCAAGGUCAACCUGGAUGAGCAGCCGCCCGACAUGUUUCUGCUAAUGGCGCUGGCGCUUGGCCUCGUGUCGCUGGUGUUCAAGGCCAAGAUGCCGGCCUGGGGCUCGCUGCUGCUGUGCCUGUGCGCUGUGGCCAACGGCAAGGCGGGACACUCCGACUUCAAGCAGUACGUGUCCAGCCUCACCUUCUCCAUCUUCGGCCUCGUCUCAUCCUACAUCGUGCCCAUGCGCCAGCGGCUGGCGGCAGCAGGUGGCAGCGACGGCGGCGCCUCAUAG
This is a messenger RNA of Chlorella variabilis, 342 nucleotides long. RefSeq lists its product as hypothetical. The coding region runs from base 1 to 342 and encodes 113 amino acids. Gene Ontology annotation, cellular component: endoplasmic reticulum membrane. The record is from RefSeq and is a predicted model, not a curated record. Gene Ontology annotation, molecular function: protein folding chaperone. Gene Ontology annotation, biological process: protein insertion into ER membrane. The transcript is spliced from 4 exons. Lineage: Eukaryota; Viridiplantae; Chlorophyta; Trebouxiophyceae; Chlorellales; Chlorellaceae.